AAAUUUUUAUUAAAAAUUCAAAAUUUACUAAAAGAAAUGUCAAAUUCUAUGGAUAAUUGGCCAUUGGAGGCAGUCAAUAGAUUAUUAUUAAAAUUAGUUAAUCACAAACCUGUUGGGAUUAAUAGACAUUUUAAUAUGGUUCUCCUUACAAUAUUUUUAAAUAAUAUUUUUGAUUUUGAAGAAGACAUUAAUUUUGAGGAUUAUUUAUGUGAAAAUGAUUUUGAAAUAUUAAAGAAACGUCGACAAGAAGGCAAAAUAGACCCAAAGAAGCCAAUGGCUUUUUCCCCAAGUUAUUCAAUUAGGCCAACAAUUGAACAAGUUGAAGCUAAAUUAAAUGAAUUUUAUGAUUUGGAAUUAAUACAGGAAAAUGAAUUAAUUCCUGAAGAAUUGGAAAGAAAAACUUUAUUUGAUUUAAGUAAAUUCUUUACUCUUCCCUAUAAUUUUCAAACACCUUUGUAA
This is a messenger RNA of Meloidogyne enterolobii, 459 nucleotides long. The record is from the annotation of a GenBank genome assembly. NCBI's taxonomy places the organism in Eukaryota, Metazoa, Nematoda, Chromadorea, Rhabditida, Meloidogynidae.